Molecule: messenger RNA, 762 nt
Organism: Aspergillus puulaauensis
Lineage: Eukaryota; Fungi; Ascomycota; Eurotiomycetes; Eurotiales; Aspergillaceae
Product: SDR family NAD(P)-dependent oxidoreductase
Exons: 2
Coding region: 1-762 (253 amino acids)
Molecular function (GO): oxidoreductase activity
Source: RefSeq, a predicted model, not a curated record
AUGUCCCUCCAAGGCAAGGUAUAUGCCGUCACAGGCGCAGCAAGCGGUAUAGGCCGCGCAACAGCAAAACUCAUCGCCGACCGCGGGGGCACAGUCUGCAUCGCCGACGUCAACCGCGAUGCCCUGAGCGAGGUCGAGGCAUAUUUCUCCUCCAAGACACCUCCUGUUCAGUAUAUGGCCACCCAAGUCGACGUCUCGAACAAAGAACAGGUGGAGAACUGGAUUUCCGAAAUCAAGGCCAAGUAUCAUCGACUGGACGGUGCUGCGAACGUCGCCGGCAUUGGCGGGAAGGACCAUGGGACCAAGACUGUAGCGGAGACUGAGGAUGGCGAAUGGAACAAGAUCAUCGGGAUAAAUCUGACGGGAGUCAUGUAUUGUCUUCGCGCGCAGCUGAACGUCAUUGAGGAUAAGGGGUCGAUUGUCAACAUGGCUUCCAUCCACUCCAAGAUAGGGAUGGCAAAUUACGGCGCAUAUGCAGCCAGUAAACACGGUGUACUCGGUCUCACCCAGGCUGCUGCAAAGGAGAACGGCCACCGAGAAGUGCGGGUUAAUGCCGUUGCUCCAGGCCCGAUCUAUACGGAAAUGAUGCAGGCGCAAUGGGAUCGCGUUGGCCGACCAGCCGAUGCACCAUUUGACGACCCGAUUGCAUUUCAACGUCAAGGAACUCCGGAGGAGGUGGCGAACGUAGUUCUCUUCCUGCUGGGGCCGGAGAGCUCGUUCGUCAGUGGAAGUUGUUAUUCGGUUGAUGGAGGUUGGCUAUGA